GGUCCGUUUUCAGGAUAAGAGGCAUAACUAAGUCAAACAUCUACCACACAACAUGAAGUCGUUUGUGAUUUUCGCCGCUGCACUCGUAUGUGUACAAGCCGUUCAACUGCCAGUGAUAGUCUCCCGUUCUUCCGAAUCCAGCGAGGAGGAAUAUAGCGUACUCUUGCCAGCUAAAGGUCAACGCCCUGUCAGCCUACCGGGUGUUGGCGUUGUUAAUCAGCCUGUUUUAGAAGCAGUUAAGGUGAAGGUGCCAACCUAUGCAAGUCCAGAAACUAAGCAACAACUCAUCACACAAGCCUUAGCUGCGCGGGGCCAUAGUGCAGCACAACCCUUAGUAGCGGAGACAACCAACGUGGAUCAGGAGCAAGUCUUGCUGGUGCGUGAACGACGUGCAGUGCCUGUUGUUACAACCGCAGCCAAUAAAAUGGUCUCAGAAGCCACAACUGCAGCUGGCGAGGUCUCAACUAGUAAAGUGACUGAGAUGCCACGAGUUGGAAGCGUCACAAAAGCACCCGUCGUGGCCGCAGUUCCUGUUGGUGUUUAUACAUUUGAAUGGAAUCACAAACACUUCAGUACGAAACAUACUGAGGAAAAGAACAUGAGGGUGCUAGUGAUAUUUACCGCAGCGCUGCUAUGCGUCCAAGCAGUUAGAGUGCCGUAUAUCAUAUCAGAAUCCAGCGAGGAGGACUACCACAUACUCUUGCCGCCUAAUAAGAAAGGACACGUGAAUUUGCCAGGUGUGGGCAUAGUGAAUCAUCCCGUUAUACAGGCGGUUAAAGUGAAAGUGCCACGCUAUGCAGAUCCUUUACUUAAACAACAAAUUAUCGAAGAGUUUCUAGCCGCACAAGGAUUGGAUCCGAAAGGUUUUGCCGGUCAAAACUUAGACGCUAAAGAAAUUAAGGCGAAAAAUGUGGCUGCAGAUAAUUUGAAUGCACGUAACUUCAAUUUAGAAAACUUAUACAAUCUAGGUUUGGACCUGCAGUACGCAAAUGCGCCGCGAAAUGUAGCCACACAACCUACCGAGCAAAAGUCUACUAAAACCGCUAACGAGCCAUUUUUGCUAUAUGCGCUCGCGCCGGUGCGCAAUCGACGUCAAAUUGAGGUAGGGAGCAGCACUACAUCACCCUUAGAUACCACAACAGUACCUGAUGUAAUCGAAACAAGUACAAUUACUGAGUUACCAGCGAUGGAGGGCGUUACAGAAAUGUUGGAUGCCGUAUCGCCGGUAAGCAGCACUGAAUCACCGAUAACAACAACUUUACCACCACCAGCACCAGUACCACUUUUUGGUUUCGGUUCUUUAUUGCCAGCUGAAGUCUCACGCGUAGCUUUCGUGCCAAGAAUUCCUAUGGCCACGCCACCAUCAAUCAGCACUACUGAGGGACCAGACAAUGUACCGCAACCAACAAUAGUCGUCCACAAUCGCUUUGCACGCGCGGUGCCCUCCAAUAUCCAAGAUCAUACGCAGUUAACCAAAGCAACACCUGUGCCACCGGUGCCUCAAAUGGAUUUGCGUGGUCCGAAAAUGUCCGAUUUGGCACGUUCGCGUAAAUUGCGUGCUGCUGCUGACGUGACUGUUGACACAACACCAGCACCCAUGGAUGGCGCAGUGGUUGCGAAUCAGAAGAACACAACUGAGCCGAAUUGCGAUAUUGAGUGCACCAAAUUUGACUUGAAUCCCGUUUGUGCUUUUAAUGGCGAGUGCUACCACGAAUUCGCCAAUCAAUGCGUUAUGGAUACAUUCCUGUGCAAACGUCCAGAUUUGGGUUUCAAGGCAACGCCGGGAGAACGCUGCACAAUGCAUUGGCUCAAGCGUUGUAAUGCGGAGCAGCUGAAAAUGGAAUAGUGGGUGGGUAGCUGGAGUUAAGAAAUUUGUCGAUUUA
Messenger RNA from Anastrepha obliqua, 1883 nucleotides. RefSeq lists its product as uncharacterized. The transcript has 4 exons. The coding region runs from base 53 to 1846 and encodes 597 amino acids. The record is from RefSeq and is a predicted model, not a curated record. NCBI's taxonomy places the organism in Eukaryota, Metazoa, Arthropoda, Insecta, Diptera, Tephritidae. Gene Ontology annotation, molecular function: protein binding.